Messenger RNA from Racocetra fulgida, 168 nucleotides. The record is from the annotation of a GenBank genome assembly. NCBI's taxonomy places the organism in Eukaryota, Fungi, Glomeromycota, Glomeromycetes, Diversisporales, Gigasporaceae.
AUGACUGUUCAUGCUGUGGCAGAUUUGAAUGAGAAUGAAAGGGAACAUAAUGAUGAUGAUACCGGAGGGGCAAGACUUGACACGGGUGGUAAAAUCGGCAUAAUAUUAUCCGUAUCAAUAGUUAUAAUAGGCGGCAAACCCCUUUCGGAACCAGAACAAGAAGAAUGA